GGUGUGGGAGGCGAUUACAGACUAUUAUUUUCGGCUGUCUGAGCCUCCUUCUCCUCCUCCUCCUGCGCGAGCCCCCCGUUUUCUAUUGUGCUCCCUUUUUGAACGCCUCGCGGGGCUGCUCGGCCGCGCGCACGCACGCACGCGGGUCUGCAGAAUCCAUGCAGCUCCUCCUCGAGGGGGUCGCGGUGACUGAGAGCCCCCACCCCCUCGCCUCUCUCUCCCUCUCUCUCUCUCUCUCUCUUCCCCCCGGCUCCUCCUGCGCCCGCCCCGGCACCGAUUGUUGACAAAAGACGCUGCGAGACGGAGCGAAGGAGCCCGGAGCCCGGUACUGGUGAGCAGAUCCGUUAACUUCUUCCCGUUAGAGGAGAAGAUCGGGGCGGCGGAGGUAGAGGGGGCACGAGGACUCGUCUGUUCCUAGAAAACCGUGUGGCCGAGGUGAUACGGUUGUCGGUGGUGGUCGGACCGCAGCAGGCCGGUGUGAAGAAGUGGACGCCCCCCCCUCCUCCUCCUCUCCUCCUCCUCCUCCUCCUCCUCUUCUCGCGAUUGGUAUUUACCGACAAAACCAGCGGCCAAGAUGGGUCACUCGCUGUGAGUGCGAGGGCCACACCAGCGUUACAGGAGGAGGAGGCGGCCUUGGGCAGGUCUAUUCAUCCGGGAAUGGUGUGAGCUGAGGCGGCCAGGCAUUCUGGAUCUGACCGGGGACCCGUCAUUCCCCCGGAGCCUCCGCGGCUCCAAGCCGCGUCCUGAGCCCUCCAAGAUGGGGAAGUGCGACGGAAGAUGCACGCUGCUGGUGAUAUGUUCACUGCAGUUGGUGGCGGCCCUCCAGAGGCAGGUGUUUGAUUUUCUGGGCUACCAAUGGGCUCCCAUCCUGGCCAACUUCCUGCACAUCAUGGCUGUCAUCCUGGGCAUGUUUGGCACCGUGCAGUUUCGCUUCAGAUACCUUAUCUUUUAUGCAGUAUGGCUGUUCCUCUGGGUGGGCUGGAACUCGUUCAUUAUCUGUUUCUACCUGGAGGUUGGAAACCUGUCUCAGGACCGAGACUUCCUCAUGACGUUCAACACAUCCCUGCAUCGUUCAUGGUGGAUGGAGCACGGUCCUGGUUGCCUGGUCACGCUGGUGCUGGACUCUCGCAUGGCCCCUGACGACCACCAUGUCAUCACUGUCUCCGGGUGUCUCCUCGACUACCAGUACAUAGAGGUGUUGAGUUCAGCCAUUCAGAUCCUAUUGGCGCUGUUUGGCUUCGUAUACGCCUGCUAUGUGAGCAAAGUCUUCCAGGAUGACGAGGACAGCUUUGAUUUCAUCGGUGGCUUUGACUCGUACGGCUACCAACCUCCUCAGAAGUCCUCCCAUCUGCAACUGCAGCCUCUUUACACGGCUGGUUAACCGUUGGUAGCGCCCCCUUCAGGCCAAACCCGGACGGUGUCACUGUGGACAGAAAGCGGUGGUUGCCUCGAUUACACUCACUCUGUGUUUCACAGUUUACCCGAGGAAUGGACUUACCCCCACCCGGAGGGAGAGACGUCUGUGCGUGUGUGCAUGUGUGCUUGUGUCUGAGAAUGAGAAAUUCAGCCCUGAAUAGAAUGUACAGAGCUCAGGGAAGAACCAGCAUGCCAGGUGGUGUGAUAAGAUGAAGGAGGCGGGGGAGGACGGAUACAGAGAACAAGAGCUGGGGACACCUCUGUCAAAUCACAGAAGACACACUUCACUAAACUGCCAGCUCUCAACACUCCCACAACUGUGUGUAUGUUUGUGCGUGUGUGUGUGUGUGUGAUUGUGCAACUCCACAGGACUAGCUGGUGCUUUGUGGUUGCACCCUGGACUCUUACCACUCGGUGUCCCUGUGAAUUAUUAUUUUUCAGGUGCUCAUGUGUGUGCGUGUGGGGGGCGGGGAUGUGGGUGGGGUCACAUAAUAAAAAGAGGCACGGCUCGUACCUGUUGUCGUUUUAGAAUGUGGUGAUGUUGAACUAGAGCAGUCUUACGAUUCCCAUUCCCAAAGCCAUCUCUCCCUCUCAUGCCGUUAAAACCACUGUUCAAUCCUUUUUACAUGACGGACCUCUGGCCUGCUGAGGCAGUAAAACAGAGCUG
Molecule: messenger RNA, 2083 nt
Organism: Centropristis striata (black sea bass)
Lineage: Eukaryota; Metazoa; Chordata; Actinopteri; Perciformes; Serranidae
Gene: nkain1
Product: sodium/potassium transporting ATPase interacting 1
Exons: 8
Coding region: 758-1381 (207 amino acids)
Biological process (GO): regulation of sodium ion transport
Source: RefSeq, a predicted model, not a curated record